AAAGUUAGGUUGUGAGUUUUGGCCCCAAUUAUUUAAAAGUUGUUUGUAGGGCUUGCAACUGCAAAGUACUUUAUUUAAUGCAAAUAUUCAAAGUUUAGCUUCCAGAAAGUUUUCAAUCUGGAUCUAAUAUACUGAGGUAUUACACCCCAGAAAACUCCCAAAUGUUCCUUUUUAGUGACAGGGCUGUUUGUUUACUUCAUCAAAAUACAUGUUUUUAAAAGGAUAUUAUCAAAUAUUCACCAGCUAAUUCUACAAUAGGACAAUCAUUUGCUACUACUUGUGCUAUUGGACUUGAAAUUUUGCUUAGUCUGAAUUUGAAAUAUGUCGAAGUACGCGGAGCUAAAGAAACGUUACGAUUCAAUGGAAAAUGUGCUCCAAUAUAUCAGCCAACGUUCCAUUGCACUGGAAGACGAGGCAAAGAAGAGAAACAACGCCAUUCUGAAGGAGGUUACAGAUAUGGUAAUUGGAAAAAUAAAGGAGAAAAACCAACUUUUUCGUAAACUGUAUACAGAAACGUUCUAUGGAGGUAGCUUUUACGAUAACUUGAAAGUAGGAUGCCCAGACGAAUUCGAUUUGGAUUUGAUUUUAAAUAUGCCAGAUGUAACUAAGCCUAUUGUAUGGUGUAGUGACCAUUCUGGAUUUGUCUAUGUUCGCUUAACGGAACUAUCAACCCUCGCUCCAAAGGAACCACACGAGGAUCUUAAGGUGCUCUUGGACGACACAUCUUUUCUAGCUACUAAUAAGUUAUUAUGUUGGUUUGAGGGGCUAAUCACCUCAGCCCUUAAUGGGCUGCCUAGAGAUGCUCACGCAAGGACUUACUUGGAUGUAAUACGUAACAGAUCUCAUCCAGAUGAUAUUCUUAGGCUCUAUAUUGAAGCAAGGAAAAGUGGCCCGGCGUUUACUUUACACUUAUAUGGGAAAGAUGACUCAAAUACAGACAUUAAAUUGGAUAUUGAUUUGGUUCCUUGCUUCAAGUUUAAUGAGACGCAGUGGUCAAAUAAAUACAAAAAAUUUUCUGCAAAAAAGUACAAAUCUAAAACCUUUUUAGUAGUGGCCAAAAAGCUUAAGGAAACUGGUUCGGUAAAUACCCUUACCAUCAAUAGGUACUGGCGGUUGUCGCUUCAAGAGCAGGAGCGUGAGCUCAUUUCUGGAAACGAUUUUCAGUUCCUUAAACCAGCACUUAGACUACUAAAGAAAUUAAGGGACAAUGACAACCAUAAAAUCGCUAGUUACUUUAUCAAAACCGUAUUUUUAUGGAAGGUGGAAAAGGAAGAUAGUUCCUUUUGGUCGACUUCGCUCAGCGUGGUAUUUAUGUGUAUGUUGAAAAUGUACCAAGAGUAUUUAGAAAAUAAGGAAAUACCAUACUUUUGGAAUUCUAAUUACAAUUUGAUUGCGUGCCUUAAGCCAUGCACUGUAACGGACAUUGCUAACAGGUUCCAGCGUAUUAUUAAUGCUGUUGAGAAAAGUGUGAUCGAGGACCCCUAUUUAAUCGGAAAGUAUUUGCUUUCCAAGGAAGAUUAUGCCACGUUACCCACCUCAGUACCAAUCGGAAAGAAGCACGGAAAACGUAAACAAAAUACUGAAUGCGUUAACGCGCUCAUGACGCGUUUAUCUUUAAAUGAUACUACAGACUCCGCUCCUCUUGAGCAAUUGGGUUUCGAUAGUGAGACACGAGAGCAUUAUAGGUACCUAUCAGAUCGUUUGGAGGAAAAAAAUAAGGAGAAUAUGCAAUCUAUUAUGCGUUCAUUGAACCAACAAGCAAUUGAUCUACACGACCUAUCACUUUCACUGAAGAAAGUUGAUAGAAAAAUGGAUGCUAUUCUGAAAAACCACGAGGAAACAAACAAGGAACUAGCAGUAAUGAACGAAAGAGUCAGCGUGCUGGAAGAUCGAUUCAAAGUGACGCUGUUCAACAUUAAUUUGCCUGGAAUUAAUGAUAUACUAGAAAACCUUACAAAUCAUCCAUAGCAACAUUAUUUAGUAAUUUGUAAUGUUUUGGCAACUUGGGUUAGACCGCAAUUUCUAAUUUUGUUUCUGCUUAGACUGUCUUAAAAUGUACACAUAUUUUUGUUUGUUGCAUGUUUUCGUUUAUUUUGUUUUUGUAUUUUUAUCCUGAAUAUACGAAUAAACGUUUUAGUACAA
Molecule: messenger RNA, 2142 nt
Organism: Dendroctonus ponderosae (mountain pine beetle)
Lineage: Eukaryota; Metazoa; Arthropoda; Insecta; Coleoptera; Curculionidae
Product: cyclic GMP-AMP synthase-like receptor
Exons: 11
Coding region: 322-1968 (548 amino acids)
Source: RefSeq, a predicted model, not a curated record